CUCAUCAGCCACGUCCACGUCCUAACUUCAUGGCAGCGGUUUCUUGUUUGGAUCUGGAAGCUGGAUUUUAUACGAAUUUAUAUUAAUAAUUAACAACAAGAUCUACACGAGCACGGAAUUUUAAAAUGCCUCUACGUUUGGAUAUAAAGCGUAGACUGACCGCAAGGUCUGACAGAGUGAAAAGUGUGGACCUCCACCCAACAGAACCAUGGAUGCUCUGCUCCUUAUAUCAGGGAAAUGUCAACAUCUGGAAUCACGAGAGUCAGACCCUCGUGAAGACAUUCGAGGUAUGCGAUUUGCCAGUGAGAGCUGCCAAAUUCGUACCCCGGAAAAAUUGGGUCGUGACUGGAUCUGAUGAUAUGCAUGUACGAGUUUUUAAUUAUAAUACUCUGGAAAGGGUGCACUCCUUUGAGGCUCACAGUGAUUACGUCAGAUGUAUCGCAGUACAUCCUACUCAGCCUUUCAUACUAACCAGCAGUGACGACAUGUUAAUUAAGCUAUGGAACUGGGAAAAAUCUUGGCGAGGACAGCAGGUCUUUGAAGGUCACACCCACUACGUUAUGCAGAUUGUUUUCAACCCAAAGGACAACAACACAUUCGCAAGUGCCUCCCUGGACAGAACAGUUAAAGUUUGGCAGUUGGGCUCAUCCACUGCAAAUUUCACUCUCGAGGGUCACGAGAAGGGAGUUAACUGUGUGGACUACUAUCACGGAGGAGAUAAACCGUACUUGAUAUCUGGAGCUGACGAUAGGUACGUUAAGAUCUGGGAUUAUCAGAAUAAAACGUGUGUUCAGACCCUGGAGGGGCACACGCAGAAUAUCUCAGCUGUGUGUUUCCAUCCUGAACUUCCAAUCGUCCUCACUGGCUCAGAGGAUGGAACUGUGAGAAUCUGGCACGCAGGAACGUACAGAUUGGAGUCUUCGUUGAAUUAUGGAUUCGAACGUGUAUGGACCAUUGCGAGCAUGAAGGGCUCGAAUAAUGUGGCCAUUGGAUAUGACGAGGGAAGCGUUAUGAUUAAAGUAGGAAGGGAGGAACCAGCAGUAUCCAUGGACUCCAUGGGUGGAAAGAUUGUUUGGGCUAAGCACAGUGAAAUUCAACAGGUAAACCUUAAAGCCCUUGGAGAAGAGGCACAGGAUGGCGAACGCCUUCCGUUAGCUGUCAAAGACAUGGGCGCCUGUGAAAUCUACCCCCAGACAAUUCAGCACAAUCCUAAUGGUCGUUUUCUCGUGGUGUGCGGUGACGGAGAGUACAUAAUUUACACCUCAAUGGCGCUCCGCAAUAAGGCCUUCGGUCAAGCUCUCGAAUUCGUCUGGGCCUCUGAUUCCUCUCAAUACGCUGUCCGAGAGAGUUCCUCAGUCGUUAAAGUCUUUAAGAACUUCAAGGAGAAGAAAGUCUUAAAACCUGAUUUCGGAGUCGACGGUAUCUUUGGUGGAUUUCUCCUGGGCGUCUCCUCAGUCUCUGGUCUCUCCUUCUUUGACUGGGAUACGUUGAAACUGGUCAGGAGGAUCGAUAUCCAAUCUACUCACGUCUACUGGGCAGAAAAUGCUUCUUUGAUAGCCCUGGCAACAGCUGAUCAGUACUUUAUCCUGAAAUAUCACGCUGAAGUCGUUGCUAAUGCUCCUGAGAAUGCUGAGGACAUUGAGGAUGCAUUUGAAAUGGUCGCAGAUAUGUCUGAGGUUGUCAAGACAGGCUUGUGGGUGGGCGAUUGCUUUAUCUACACGAAUAGCGUCAACAGGAUCAAUUAUUUCGUGGGUGGUGAGGUCGUGACAAUAUCCCACCUCGACAGACCAAUGUACCUUCUGGGAUACGUCCCCAGGGACAACCGACUGUACCUCUGCGACAAGGAACUGGCAAUCGUCUCGUACUCACUCCUCCUAUCUGUCCUGGAGUACCAGACAGCCGUCAUGAGGAAGGACUUUGAGACAGCAGACAGGGUCCUCCCCACAGUUCCAAAAGAGCACAGAACUCGUGUUGCUCAUUUCCUGGAGAAACAAGGCUUUAAAAAACAGGCGCUCGAUGUAUCCACAGACCCUGAGCACAGAUUUGAGCUCGCACUUGCCCUUGGAAAUCUCGAGAUUGCGCACAGUUUGGCAAAGGAAGCCAAUAGUCAACAGAAAUGGAGGCAGUUGGCCUCUUUGGCUACUCAGAAGGGAAAGCUCACCCUUGCACAAGAGUGUCUGCAUCAGGCACAAGAUUUUGGUGGACUCCUUCUGUUGGCUACUAGCACUGGCAAUGCUGGGAUGAUUGAGAAGCUGGGAGAGGCUGCUGACGAUGGGGGAAAGAACAAUAUUUCAUUUCUUUCCAAUUUCUUAUUGGGAGAUGUGGACAAGUGUCUGGAUAUCCUCGUGAACACUGACAGGAUACCGGAGGCCGCAUUCUUUGCCAGAGCGUAUGCCCCCAGCAAAAUCUCUUAUGUUGUCAAACUGUGGAAGGAAAAACUCUCUGCUGUCAGUGAGAAGGCAGGACAAAGUCUUGCUGAUCCUGAACAGUAUGAGAACUUGUUUCCUGGGUACAGGGAAUCCCUCAAGGUCGAGCAGUUCCUGAGGGCCGAGGGCAAGAGAAGAAUACCAGCUGCGGAAUUUUCAGCUGUUAAGCCAAAUAUCGAGAGAAAACCUCUGGAAGAAAUGCUAGCGGCAGAGCAAGCCGGACAGUUCCAUCCAAGUGACAGUGAGAAUUUUGCAGAGCAGGAUGAAUCAGACAAAUUAGCCAACAGAUUACAAGACCUUGGGCUUGGAAAAUCACUUGCACCCGAGUCCCACAAAGCCCAGAUCUUGAUUGUACCAAAAACCAGUCAAUCAGGGCUCCUGGACGACGACGAUCUCGAUUUAGAUCUGGAUCUCGAUGAAAACAUCGACACAACUGAUGUUAAUCUGGAUGAUGAUCUACUGGCCGAAGAUUAGAACGAUUGAAAAUAAAGUGGAUUUAUUGUUCGGUCGGUCGCCAGCCAUUCCCCAACACUAUUAUAUAUUUUCCAUCGAUUUGAGUAUUAAAA
This is a messenger RNA of Fopius arisanus, 2992 nucleotides long. It is a transcript of the gene beta'COP, whose product is annotated as coatomer subunit beta'. Gene Ontology annotation, cellular component: COPI vesicle coat. Gene Ontology annotation, biological process: endoplasmic reticulum to Golgi vesicle-mediated transport; retrograde vesicle-mediated transport, Golgi to endoplasmic reticulum; intracellular protein transport. NCBI's taxonomy places the organism in Eukaryota, Metazoa, Arthropoda, Insecta, Hymenoptera, Braconidae. Gene Ontology annotation, molecular function: protein binding; structural molecule activity. The coding region runs from base 126 to 2900 and encodes 924 amino acids. The record is from RefSeq and is a predicted model, not a curated record. The transcript has 5 exons.